UGGCACGGGUGAACACGCGGCUCGUUUCGAGGCACGCAUUUUCACGACCGUGACUUCCGUACCGGUGUUUUGUGCAUCGUUUACGAUCACCUCCCGGAGGUGGGAACCACCACCUCCUCCUCCUCCUCUUGCUCCUCCUCCUCCUUCUACUCCUCAGCCACUAGCAGUCUCUGUAGCACUGACAACGACACUCUGGACGAAGAAUUCCGGAAUCAACGAAUAGUCACUGAUCAAGAAUGUUUCUUCAACGUUUUGUCACAGUGUUACAUGUCGGAUCAUACUUCACGGAGUAACGUAAAACGACGAUGAAAUAGUGAAAAUGACAUUAGCUUCUUGAAACAGCAAAGGAACCAGAAGAGACAGUGCCAGACGACGACGGUAAUCCGUGCGAUCACUGUGACAUCUUGCCAGCCAACGUAGAACCUUUUUCUUAAGGUAACAUUGUUGAUACGUGCAACUCCUUGUAUUCGUUUAACGAUGGAGGAUUCCAUCACUCUUGAUGAACUUCUGGAAAAACGAUGCGAUAAAUUACAAUGUCUGGAAAUCACAACGGUAUUAUUUAAAAGUAAGGAUGCAGUUAAAGAAGACCUUUUUAAAAUUAGCACCAAUGUAACCCAAAUAUCUGAUGGCGUCAAUGAAUUAAGAGAAGAGUUGAAUAAAAUGAGGGAUCAAAAUAAUCAAUGUCGGGAAUUGUUACUGAUGAUACAAGAAUUGAACAAUAAAAUUGUUCACAUGGAAAAAAAUAUUCCACCUCAAUUAAUACGUAGCUUCAAUGAUGGUGAGAACGAGUUGGGUUCUGUUCUGAAAGAAAUAUUGUCAAUUAAUGAAGAGGUAGCAGUAGAGAGUGAUGUAAAGAUUCAAAAGAAAACUCCAGUAAAGGAUUGCAGACAAGUUUUGUAUAAGGAACCUGAUGUUUAUCCAACAAUUCGUUUAAUAACACAGGACGAAUUCAAUACUAUUCCAAAGUAUAUUAUUGGAAGACAGUCUCUGGAUGCAGUGAAUAGUCUGAUAAAUUCUAUUAACCAGAUUUUAAAAGCAAAAUAUACACUUUUAGCGAUGGGGAAAGUACAUGCUAGAAAACAAGAUAAUAUAAGUCUGUAUCUUCAUUAUAAGAAGCAAGAUUUAGAUAUUUGUACUGAUAAUGAGUAUAUAUAUUUUUUCACUGAUGAGGAUUACGAAUUGCAUACCAAAACCAAACUUAAUAGAACUAAGUUAAACCUAAUAACCGUUCUAAGACACUGUAAAAGAUUGAGGGAACACAGGGCAAGGAAUAAUUUGCGAUAUGUUGUAAUAAUAGAUUGAAAUACUUAAAGAACAUAUAUGUAAGAAUAUAUAUAUAUAUAUAUAUAAGAGAAUGAUAUAAUUAUGGGUACACCAAAAAUAUAUUAAAUGCAAUUAUUAAGAAUAAGAACAGAAAAAUAUUUGU
Molecule: messenger RNA, 1426 nt
Organism: Nomia melanderi (Alkali bee)
Lineage: Eukaryota; Metazoa; Arthropoda; Insecta; Hymenoptera; Halictidae
Product: SKA complex subunit 1
Biological process (GO): chromosome segregation; regulation of microtubule polymerization or depolymerization; mitotic cell cycle
Cellular component (GO): mitotic spindle; spindle microtubule; outer kinetochore
Molecular function (GO): microtubule binding
Source: RefSeq, a predicted model, not a curated record